AUGGCUGGGCGACACUUCUGCCUCCUGGCAUGUGCAUGCUCAUAUCUCCUAUCCCUGGUUGGGGCUGAACGCCCUGAGUUCACUAUCGACCAGCUCUGGGAGAUGGAGAACAAUUUCUGGACACAGUUUUUGUAUCCGGCGAAUGUGAAACAAAUCAACGCGACAGAUGAGUCGGUAUUUGCUGAAGACGUCCAAGGCCGCGUCGACAUCACCCGCACCUUCGACGGUCGCGAGCUCAACAACGAAUACAUCUUUGGCCUGUUCACGCAACCCGAUACCGUCAGUCUCACCGGAGUGCCCAUAAACUACACCAUCACGCAGUUCGCCGCAAAUCAGAACCUCGCGUCCGCGACCACAGUGCUGACAUUCAACGUGACGACCUUCAACGUGCUCCUCCCCCUCGUCAUAGACACAUGGAUCGAGUUCAACGCCGACGGCAAGAUCGCGCAAUACGACGCCACAUUCCGCUGGUUCGAUUACUUUGUGGAUACGCUGCUCGGCGUCGCAGCGAAGCAAUUCAACACGACGGAUGAGGCUGAAGUGCAGAGGCAAGUAGCGGGGAUUGUUGCGCCGACGGUCUGUGAUCAGAGUAUGAAGUAUUGUGGGGAUUAUGAGCACUAUGAGAGUCAUGAUCAGUGUGUGGAGUAUCUGACAAAGGAGACGCGGUUCGGGAAGCCGUUUGAAUUGGGGAGGGAUACGUUGCUCUGCAGGGAGGUGCAUAAGCAUAUGGUUGGGUAUCGGCCCGACUUGCAUUGUUCGCAUAUUGCGCCGUCUGGGGGUGAUUAUUGUGUGGAUGAUAUGAAUUAUCAGCAGGUUGUGUUGGAGAAGUAUUUUGAGGAUUCGUGGGUGGCGCAUGGGUUCGCUGAUGAUAAUAUUUGGGUUGCUUGA
Molecule: messenger RNA, 888 nt
Organism: Aspergillus melleus
Lineage: Eukaryota; Fungi; Ascomycota; Eurotiomycetes; Eurotiales; Aspergillaceae
Exons: 2
Coding region: 1-888 (295 amino acids)
Source: RefSeq, a predicted model, not a curated record